UAAAGUGGAAUUUGGUUCGAAACGCGGCACUCAUGACUGAGGAGUGUGUCUGUGUGGCGGUCCGGGUCCGACCGCUGCUCGCCAGAGAAGUCCUCAACCGUCACCAGGUGUGUGUGCGCGUGGUUCCGGGCUCGGCCCAGGUGAUGCUCGGCUCGGACCGACUCUUCUCCUUUGACCACGCGUUUGGACCGACAUCCAGCCAGGACGAGGUGUUCGAGUCCUGCGUCCAGCCCUUGGUGGAGUCCUGCGUCCAGGGCUUCAACGCAACUGUGUUCUGUUACGGACAAACUGGGUCAGGCAAGACGUUCACGCUGGGAGGAGGACAGCAAGAUGAAGAUGGCGGGAUUGUUGAUCGUGUGGUGCAGGAGGUGUUCCGACUCCUCCAGGAAAAAAAGAAGAACAACGAGGGCCUGGACACCAGAGUGAGAGUCUCGUAUGUGGAGCUGUACAGGGAAGAACUCAGAGACCUGCUGGAGCUCCAAAACAUCCACAAAGAACUUCAUAUCAGAGAAGACGAGAGGGGAAACACAGUGGUGGUUGGAGUCAAAGAGAUGGUCGUCACGUCAACAGAGGAGCUGCUCAGCAUUGUAGAGACGGGAAAUGCCCUGCGCCACACCGGUCCCACGGCGAUGAACGAACACUCCAGUCGCUCUCACACCAUUCUCACUCUCCACAUUGACAUCUGUUGCCGUGGUAGCAGCACCCCUCCAACAAACUACAGCCAAUCCUCCAAACUCCGCCUGGUGGACCUCGCCGGCUCUGAACGGUCUGGGAAAACUGGAAACACUGGGACACGGCUCAAAGAGACUGCUCACAUCAACACAGGCCUGCUCGCUCUGGGGAACGUCAUCCGUGCUCUCACUGACAGUCGCCGUGGAAACAGCUGCACUAACACUUAUAUUCCAUACCGUGACGCCAAGAUCACUCGCCUGCUUCGAGAUUCUCUGGGAGGCACGGCCCACACACUGAUGGUGGCGUGCGUUAGCCCCUCCCAUCACUAUGUUGCAGAGACGCUGAAUGUUCUCCAGUUUGCAUCAAAGGCUCGACACAUCCGCAACUGUCCGGGAGCCACGACCCCUCAGUCAGAGAGUAAAUUCUGUCACACAGCCUGGCACCCCGAUGAGGCUCAGCUAGAAGAGCUGAAGUAUGAAGUCCAAACACUGAGAGGGCUCCUGGAGGAGAAGGAGAGGGACGUUAAGGUGGACAAGCAGAAGACACAAGAUAAAGAGAAGAACAAUUUUAAGGAAUCAAGUCAGACACAAAUACCUGAACCAGAUAACCCAGAUGAAAGCACAACGUACUACCUUUUGGCUCGUGAAGCUGCAGACAUGCUUCCAGAGCUCUACAGCAUUUCUUUAAGUCUUUCAUUUAGGCAGAGACUACAAGAUUGGCAGGAAAGAUUCAAAGCUGCGAGUCAACAAUGUCAAACAGAUGAUGGAGACCGUCCACUGAGAGCGAAGGAGGAAAAGGCAGAAGAGGAGCAAACAGAGCAACCCCACAAAAAUAUGAUCAAACUCAGAAAAGAACUCUACAAAUACAAGGGAUUGCUUCACACAAAAGAGCAGCUCAUUCAAGAGAGAGAUGUCAAACUAAUAGAGGUGCAGCAGAAAGUUGAGCAACUUCUUCAGGAAAACAGAGUCCACCAGAUGACCUCUGAGGAAGAAAAGGAACGUUCCAGAAUAAAGACAGAGCAACUGGUGAACAUGGAAGUUCUGAUGAACCAGCUUCGCAGUAACUCCAUGACCCAUCUUGGGGGAGUUUCAGGAGCCCCUGCAGAAGAACAAUCUCCUGCAUCUUCAGCUAAAAGACCUCACAGUGUCCCGCUGGUCAGGCACAGCUGUUUUUACCGUCCUCCCAGAAAGAUUCAUUCCAGUCCACCAACCUACUCACUGGAGAGGGUGAUGGCAGCUUUCAAGAUGCGUGGCCAGCUUCUGCUGGCCGAGGUAGAGGAGAGGGAUGAAGUGUACUGUCCGUUCGUUAAGCAACAAGCAGGAGGUCGAGGUGGAGAUGAAGAAAGGAAAGAGGAAGAGGAGGAAGAAGAUAAUGGCAGUCUGACUGGCAGAAAUAGAGUCAGUCAUUCCUUAAAUAGAACAUGGACCACCAGUCAGAGGAAAACAGCCCUGAAAGAAAAAAGCUCAGUCCGAGCUCAAAGAAAUGAUGGAGACCCUGACACACAGCUGUCUCAGACAGCCAAAGAUAUAGUGGAAGGGGAAUUCAUUAAAAGCAACACGAGGAAUGCCAGGAGAGCCGGUGCCACGGAGAGAAGGAUACACGAUCUGUCAGUCAGCAUGCGCAUGAAGGAGGAGCUCAUCAGAGAACUUCAGAAAACUGAAAAGGGAGCCCUUGCAGCCCGCAGACAUGUCCAGCACAGCGGUGAGGGGAGAGAAGUCGACGUGUUGGCAAGACUUUCCAUGCAAAACCAGCAGGUGUGCUCAGAGGUGUACCAGAGCCUGCAGCACAUGAGGCUGCAGAGAGCUCAGCUUCAGAGCAGCCUCAGAGAGACCAGUAACAGGAAUAAAGAGGUGCAACAAAAUGGGGAAAAAGGUGCAAAGGUUUUGACUAUUUACACAAAUGAUCAAAAGAGAGAAUCCAACCAAAUGCUGCAAGAGAUAAGUUGGCUCGAAGAGGAGGAAGAACAAGUCCUUCAGAAAAGAGUGGAGAUGCAGGAGCUGGAAGAAGAGUUGAGGAGGAGAGAGGAGGUGCUGCAACAGCGGGAAACCUGUCUUCAACAGAAAAGAAGUCUGGAAACCAAGAUUCUACAUUCCAGUCAAAGUUUGAGUCAAGACUUGCUACGUGUGUCCCUGAGGUUGGAAUGUGUGGAGGAGCAACUCCAGAGCAGCAGCUUCACGAGGGAGGGUGGAGGAGAUACCAUAGAGGAACUAGUGAAGGAAAGAGAUAUGCUUAAAAAGAAGAGAGACGUUCUGGACGCCCAGCUUAGAGACAACAGAGGACUCUCUGUGGAGGAGGAGUAUUCCCUUCUACAGCUGGAGGAAGCAAUUGAAGCUCUUGAUGCAGCUCUGGAGUUUAAAAACAAGUCAAUCCAGAGCAGGCGGGAUCAUCUGCCUCAAAGCUCCGAACCUGCCCAGCUCUGCAGUGUCGUCAGGAAGCUCAAGAAGCUCUCUGCUGCUGAGGCUGUGGAGCUUCUCAUCCUUUAUUUCCACAAGGUUGUUAGUCUGCGAGAGGCAGAGCGCCGUUUACGCUUGCGCUGUGAAGAGCUGGAGUUGCAUGCUGGGGAACAAGAGGUGGCGCUCAGGCAGAAGGAGGCUGGCAUCCAGCGUCUGGUCCUCGAUGCAGAACGCAGGCUCACAGAGCAGCAAAAAGAACACCAGAGCAACCUUCAGGAACUGCUACAGAAACUUAACGAAUGUUCUCGUGGAGAAACGCCACAGGCAACACAAGACAGACUGCAGUUCUUGGAGAAAGAGCUGUUUUUCUACAAAAGCUCCAGCCGGCAGCUGAAGAAGAAACUCAAAGAGUUUUUUGUUGAUGGCCAAGCCGCAAAUACCCAACCUUCAUCGUCACAAGAGCACAGGAAAAUCCAGUUGACACAAAUGCAGAAAAAUGAUUUAAAACCCAAUUAUUUAGAUAAGGUACAGUCAGGAGCACAUGUUACCACAACACACACAAAAAUAAACUCUGACUCAGGGAUGCAUAGAGGUUCUGAUCCAAACAGAAGUGCACACCAAGCUGAAGUGUACACCAAAACUCCAUUUUCAUCUUCUGACUGCAAAGAUCUCCCAAAACCAAAAACAACUGAUCAAAUUCCCACAGGUUCCAAAGUGAGCAGUGCUAAAGGUCAAUCUGAUGAAACCUCAAAGUUGACCCCUGUCAGAUUAUGUCGCAGGGAGCUGAGGCAGAUUUGUACAGCUGAUUCUCGCCUUUCUGGUGCUGCCACAAGAGGGAACCAGUCUGUCAGCAGCAGCACAGAGUCGAUGUUAGAAGAUUCCAUAGAGAUGCUCAGAAAAACUCACAGGUAAAAAGAGAAAACGUGGAGGAGUAAAAAAAAGCCAUUACUCUGUCGCAGACUAGCCGAAAGAAGUCAAUAACACGAAGUAGAUAGAUAUGCUAACACAGACUACUAGAGUUGUGUAGUAUUCAAAAUCUACAACCCCAUGUCUGUUUCAGGAAUGGUGAAUGAAGAAGCACUUUUUGAUUGGCAUUUCAAUUGAUUCUUCUAUUUUAUUUUUUCAAAUGUCGAAAUGAUUUUGUGCAGCUCUACAAUAAAUUUUUGAUUUUGCCAAUUGAA
Molecule: messenger RNA, 4246 nt
Organism: Oryzias melastigma (Indian medaka)
Lineage: Eukaryota; Metazoa; Chordata; Actinopteri; Beloniformes; Adrianichthyidae
Product: kinesin-like protein KIF27
Exons: 15
Coding region: 33-3977 (1314 amino acids)
Biological process (GO): mitotic spindle organization; microtubule-based movement
Molecular function (GO): ATP binding; microtubule motor activity; microtubule binding
Source: RefSeq, a predicted model, not a curated record